This is a messenger RNA of Brienomyrus brachyistius, 765 nucleotides long. Its product is annotated as multiple epidermal growth factor-like domains protein 6. Lineage: Eukaryota; Metazoa; Chordata; Actinopteri; Osteoglossiformes; Mormyridae. Bases 4 to 765 code for a protein of 253 amino acids. The transcript has 4 exons. The record is from RefSeq and is a predicted model, not a curated record.
GGGAUGAUGUUAGAGACAGCAGAGAUGAACUGGACCACUCUUCUUUGGUGGAUGCUAAUAUUCAUGGUCACCGGUCAGAUCCUGGGAACCCUGGAGGGAGAGGACGGUAUAUCAUCGUGUAAGCCAGGGUACUACUGUCCGAGGGGCAGCCUGGUUCCGGUGCCGUGUCCGAGUGGCACUUUCGGACCGCUUGCGGGAGCCUGGUCAUCGGAGAGCUGCAUGAGUUGCCCUCCCCAUCAUUACGGCCCCCGACCUGGUCUGACCUCAUGCCGCCCCUGUGGGCCCAGGGCUCACCAGGAUCAGCCCGGACAGAACCACUGCGUGUGCCCGGGGGAGGGCCAAUGGUUUCAGCCCAGCGAUGGGCGCUGUGUCUGUGCCCUGGGGUACACGCCCAGGGAAGACGAGGAUGUCUGUGUGCCCUCUGUGUACGAGAUCUGCCGAGGCAGCCAGACCCGGGGCCAACAUGGAGACUGCCUGAGCUCAGAGGAGUGGAGGCAGCACUGCAGCCAGCAGGUGUGCCCGUCCCCUGAAGACAGCGAAGGAUUCGAUGAGACUCUUGGCCUCUGUGUCUGCAGCCCCGCCUUCGGUGGGGGUGAGGCCUGCGGGCCCUGGUGUGAGGGGUGGGCCCCUCGUCCGGCCGCCUGGCUGGUGUGCACUGGUGACCUGAGGCUCCUCUACGGGGACACCAGCCUGCGGGUGGGCCACCCUGACACACGUCACCCGGCUGCUCCCCCCCUUGGGCAGGUCACAUGGGACAGCUUGUAG